AUGGAUUGCGACGCAGAUACUCUACGAGUGGCCAAGAUAGAGCCGAAAGAUGAGGCUCAAUCGCCUCAUCCCCAACACGAGCGGCCGUCAUCUGUCUCCCUUCAGGAGCCCAAAAGCGAGCCCGAUGAAAAGAUUAUGCCAGCUUCUUCCGAUGACGAGGAUUCCGCUAGUACCUCACCACCCCCACACAAGGCGUUUUCGUAUCGCAACAAGAUGAAGAAUAUGAAGGACCCUGAGACCUGGGAAACCUUCACCCAGCAGGUCCUGCCGUUGCUUGAUGAACUCGAGCCUGAAUGCAGGAAAAUGGCCUCCUCCCGGAAGCUCCAACCAGCGGUAAGAAAAGCCGCAUGUCAUUGGUUGCAACAGAUCCGCGACCUCCGUGAGCGAGCGGAGCGUUCAAACCAGACUAUCGUCGGCGUUCUUGGGAACACCGGUGACGGAAAGAGCUCCACCAUCAAUGCUCUGCUGGACGAGGAGAACUUGCUUCCUACGAACUGCAUGCGUGCCUGCACAGCCGUCGCCACCGAGCUGUCGUAUAACCAUGAAGAUGACGAAGAAAACCCAUACCGAGCAGAAGUGGAGUUCAUCUCCCGUGACGAGUGGUCGCGCGAAGUGAGUGUUCUUCUCAGAGACCUUGUUGCGGACGAGGACAUGAAAAUGGACGACAUGGACCCCAAUAGCGAUGCUGCGAGGGCUCUUGCAAAGAUUCUCGCGGUGUAUCCCUCACUGGACACUCGCACGCUGACCGAGAGCAGCUCUGCUCAACUCGUCGAACAUCCAAACGUGCGAGAGCUUCUGGGAACGACCAAAACCGUGAAGGCCCCCUCUGCUUCGGAAAUCCGAGAACAAGUCGAGCCUUACGUCGACUCCAAUGACAAGGAUGAUGACACGGCGGCUUACUGGCCCUUGGUCAAAGUUGUCAGGAUCUUCACCAAGGCUCGCGUUCUUUCGAAUGGCGUCACAAUUGUCGAUCUGCCUGGCCACCAGGAUUGGGAUGCAGCCCGAGCCGCAGUUGCCUCCCAGUACAUGAAGGCUUGCUCAGGCAUCUGGAUCGUGGCGCCCAUCAACAGAGCCGUCGAUAACAAGACUGCAAAAGAUCUCAUGAGCAACUCUAUUAGGCGCCAACUCAAGCUCGAUGGAGCAUACUCGGCCCUGACCAUCAUCUGUUCGAAGACGGAUGAUAUCACCAUCAACUCGGCCAUGGAAAGCUUGAAAGGCAAGCUUUGUAAGGAAACCAUGCAAGCAUGGAAGGACGCUCUUGCAUGUGAGCGACGCAUCAAGGCUUUAGAGAAGGAGCUUUUGGCACUUCGGAAGCGUCGCAGUGCGACUCAGGCACUCGGUUCGGCCGGCUCCCGCAAGAGACGGGCGAAAAGAGCAAGGACGGAGGCUCCCAGCAAGUCUCGUGCCACUGCUGUCUCGCAUGAACCCGCUGACGAGGAUGCCGGUACUGAAGCAAGCGCGUCGAAGUUUGAUGAGAAGGAACAGGAACUGUACGAUUGGAAGCUGGAAAAGAAAGAGCUGAUGGAUCAAGUCCAUGCGCAGUGCAUCCAGAGACGGAACGAGCUUUCCAGAGAAGCUGUCAAGCGACACCUUGCCAAAAGCUUCAGAGACCUUGACCGCCAAGAUGCAGCAGGCUACGAAGCCCAAACCGACGGAGAGCCGCGUGAUUACGAGGACAUGUCCCGCCAGACUCCCGUGUUCUGUACCAGUAGUCACGUCUACCAGCAGAUGCGAGGCCUUCUCAUGACCGACAACGACUUGACGCCCGGCUUCGAGACGGAGGACGACACCGAGAUCCCCCAGCUCCAGGAUCAUGCUCAGAAGCUAACCGAGGAGCUGCGUGUUGCUAAGCAGAAAGAAGUGCUGAGCGGCAUCUGCCAAAUUUUAAACUCGGUUGCGAUCUGGGCACAGGAUGCUUCGAAAUCGACUGUCACCAUUGACUCGGCAACCUUGACGACGUCGUUGCAAAUGUUCGAGGCAAAUCUCAAGGCUGACGGUCAAAGCUGUAUCGACAGGCUGGACAUGGAAGCGCAAACCAAACUCUAUGACGGGCUGACUCGAUUGACCAGCACCGCUACUACGCAGGCGGGAAUCAUUGCCAACAAAUGGCAGAGCAUCAACGGAGGUACCUUCAAGGCAAUCUGCCGCCGCGGUGGAGUGUUCAAGCAUCACGACUUCAACGAGCAACUUCUCGAGCCCAUCUUGAACGGCAUUUCUGCUACUUGGGACAAGUUUUUCCAGUUCAACAUCGCCAGUGUGCUCGACGGCUUUUCAGUUGCGGCUACCGGAAGACUGACUGCGUUCCACGAGGGCAUCGUCGAGCAGCUCGGCGACCAUGACUUCGGGGAGCUACAAGCUUCGGUGCAGCUUGAUCAGCAGCUGAAGCUCCACAAAGAGCGCAUCCUGCGGCUUGCCGCGCAGAGUCGGGCGGACAUUGACCAAGCCCAGAAGGACGCCAGCCGCGCCUUCAGCCCGGCUGUGGAGGAAGUCAUGAUGCCCGGCUAUCAGCGCUGCGCUGUCGAGAAAGGAAAGGGGAUGGUAAAACGGAUGCGGGCCAUGAUUCAGGAACACAUCCGCAAGAACAAGGUCCAGAUGUUUCGCAGCGCGGUGAAGAACGUCAGGCACAGCCUCGAGCAGGGGACGAAGCUGGUCGACGAUAACAUGACGGAGCAGAUCAAGACCAUCGCCGCAACAAUGACGGACGACUACAUGCUCGCCCUGGCCGAGAGACAGAAGUCUGCCCAUCUUCACGAAGCCAAGUUCAAGAAGGAAGUCAUGGAGGUAUUGGAAACGGCCGCAAACCAUUUCAACUGA
Messenger RNA from Colletotrichum higginsianum IMI 349063, 2814 nucleotides. RefSeq names its product Tat pathway signal sequence. The transcript is spliced from 6 exons. Lineage: Eukaryota; Fungi; Ascomycota; Sordariomycetes; Glomerellales; Glomerellaceae. The coding region runs from base 1 to 2814 and encodes 937 amino acids. The record is from RefSeq and is a predicted model, not a curated record.